Messenger RNA from Paramecium primaurelia, 2987 nucleotides. The record is from the annotation of a GenBank genome assembly. Lineage: Eukaryota; Ciliophora; Oligohymenophorea; Peniculida; Parameciidae.
AUGAGAAUCAUCAAAAUUUUACUACUCUUUUGCAUCAUCUCUUCAGUUUUUACACAACUUCCUUCUGAUGCUCCACAACCUGGUCAACGUAAGAUCCUUUAAUCUAGUUUAUUUAGCUAACUCAAGUAGCUCUAGUCCUCCAUAAGGUGCCCCAACUGGUUUACAAGGAUAAUAAAAUACAGCUGGUAAUUCACAAUCUCUUAUAACUUUAAGGUGGCCAAUAACCAGGAGGAUAACAAUAAGGAGGUAUGCAACAAGGUGGAUAAUAACCUGGUGGAUAAUAACCUGGUGGAAGGGCCAAGAAAUGCUAACCAACAUAAGCACAACAAGGAUUAUAACAAUAAGGAUAAUAAUAAUAAUAAGGACAAUAAUAAUAACCUAGUUAAUAAACUAUGCCUGGAAAUCAACUUCCUGGUUAAUAAGUUUAAUAAUAACCAUCAGGCACAUAAACAACAUAAUAGUAACCUGGUACAGGAUAAUUUCCUAGUGGAACAUAACAAUCUGGUGGAUUUUAGUAACCAGGAGGAGUCUAAUAACCAGGUGGAUUUUAAUAACCAGGUGGAGUCUAAUAACCAGGUGGUGUUUAACAAUAAGGUGGAGUCUAAUAACCAGGUGGUGUUUAAUAACAAGGCGGAAUUUAAUAACAAGGUGGAGUUUAAUAACAAGGCGGUGUUUAAUAACCAGGUGGAGCCUAAUAACCAGGCGGUAUUUAAUAAUAAGGUGGAGUUUAAUAACAAGGCGGUGUUUAAUAACCAGGUGGAGCCUAAUAACCAGGCGGUAUUUAAUAAUAAGGUGGAGUUUAAUAACAAGGCGGUGUUUAAUAACCAGGUGGAGCCUAAUAACCAGGCGGUAUUUAAUAAUAAGGUGGAGUUUAAUAACAAGGCGGUGUUUAAUAACCAGGUGGAGCCUAAUAACCAGGCGGUAUUUAAUAAUAAGGUGGAGUUUAAUAACAAGGCGGUGUUUAAUAACCAGGUGGAGCCUAAUAACCAGGCGGUAUUUAAUAAUAAGGUGGAGUUUAAUAACAAGGCGGUGUUUAAUAACCAGGUGGAGCCUAAUAACCAGGCGGUAUUUAAUAAUAAGGUGGAGUUUAAUAACAAGGCGGUGUUUAAUAACCAGGUGGAGCCUAAUAACCAGGCGGUAUUUAAUAAUAAGGUGGAGUUUAAUAACAAGGCGGUGUUUAAUAACCAGGUGGAGCCUAAUAACCAGGCGGUAUUUAAUAAUAAGGUGGAGUUUAAUAACAAGGCGGUGUUUAAUAACCAGGUGGAGCCUAAUAACCAGGCGGUAUUUAAUAAUAAGGUGGAGUUUAAUAACAAGGCGGUGUUUAAUAACCAGGUGGAGCCUAAUAACCAGGCGGUAUUUAAUAAUAAGGUGGAGUUUAAUAACAAGGCGGUGUUUAAUAACCAGGUGGAGCCUAAUAACCAGGCGGUAUUUAAUAAUAAGGUGGAGUUUAAUAACAAGGCGGUGUUUAAUAACCAGGUGGAGCCUAAUAACCAGGCGGUGUUUAAUAAUAAGGUGGAGUCCAAUAACAAGGCGGUGUUUAGAAACCAGGCGGUGUUUAAUAACAAGGUGGUUAAUAGUAAUAAGGAGGGUAAUAUCCUGGACAAUAAUAAGGAGGUUAGCAAUAAGGAUAAAUGGGAUAAGGCCAAGGUUAGAUGGGUUAAGGACAAGGAUAAGGAUAAGGAUAAGGACAAGGAUAAAUGGGCUAAGGACAAGGAUAAAUGGGUUAAGGAUAAGGAUAAAUGGGUUAAGGAUAAGGAUAAGGUCAAGGAUAAGGUCAGGGAUAAGGAUAAAAACCUUAAGGGCCACCUUAAUCAAAAGGAUAAUGGACUUAAGAUUCAGAAUAAUAACAACAAUGUAUUGAAGUUGAAGUGACUUGUGCUGAAAAUGAAAUAGUGUUCAAAGAUAGAUGUGUCGCCUCCACCUGCGAAAAUUUGGAUAAAGUUCAAAGCAAACAGGAAGGUGGAAAAAAGAAGUUACCAAUGAAAUUUGAUGGAAAAGCUGACUUCAAUGACAAUAAAGAUGUUGUUGUAUAAUUAGCAUUCCCUGAUAACAAAGAUAAACCACUUAUUAAAUCAGACGGAAAUGCCAAUGCUUGUAUAGAGAGAUAAAUUUACAGAUAUAGACCAAGUUUCUUAAGUGAAACAUUAGAUGAUUCAACUGUUACAAGCAGUUAUGACGAUGAUAAACAAUUAAGAAUUUGGGAAUUCACAAUCUUGAAUGCAGACAUAGAUAGUAAAUUAUUCAAAGAUGAAUAAACCGAUAAAAUUGUCUAUACUGGUUACUAUUCAGUCAAACUAACAAUAUAGGAGAAGAAAUUAGUUUAAUUCUUCUUUACAUUCUUUGUAGCAGUUGACUUGGAUGGAAAUGUUUUAACAGCUCAAGCCACAUCUGAAGCCUAAGAUGACACUCCUGCUUGUGCAACUGAAGAUAAUUGUGUUUCUAGAGCAGAAACUGAAGUAGGAUUCUGCAGUGAUCAAACCUGUUCAACCCUUGUUGAAUAACCAUAAGUAUAUGCUGGUUAAAAUUUCUAUGUUGUUUAAAGAGUAAAAUAAACUGGAUUUGAAUAAUGGAAAGUUGGAGAUGCUGAUGUUACUAUAACUGGUGAUGGAGUGAAUAAGAAAUUGAAGCCCACUUAAUAGUAAAAACAACCAGGAUAAACUAUUUAUACCCUAAAUAUUGAUAUUCUUGCUAAUAAUGUUGAAUUCUCAGUUAAUGGUAAACUUGAAGAUCCAAAUUCAACUAGGAGAUUCAGAUUUUUAGAAGAUGCUUCUACAAUCGAUGGUGCUGAAGUUUCCUCUGCGAAAGCUGUUGGUUCAACUACUUUAGAAUGCAUAAAGAAAGAUGCUAAUUCUUCAUGCCCAACCAUUGAAGAAGCGAAAGCGUACAACAAACCAGAUUGUGGAACUAUUGGAUAGGUAGAAUGUGAAAGCAAUAAUAAUUAAAUCUGGUCUUUUGUAAUGUUUGCCAUUAUCAUGCUAGUUCAAUGA